Molecule: messenger RNA, 756 nt
Organism: Eublepharis macularius
Lineage: Eukaryota; Metazoa; Chordata; Lepidosauria; Squamata; Eublepharidae
Gene: UPK1A
Product: uroplakin 1A
Exons: 7
Coding region: 1-756 (251 amino acids)
Cellular component (GO): membrane
Source: RefSeq, a predicted model, not a curated record
AUGGCGGAGAAGGGGUCACCGUUUGUCAUGGGCUUGUUGGUGAUGGGCAACGUUGUGAUCAUGCUUGCAGGACUGGCUCUGUAUGCUGAGUCCGUCUGGGUGACGGCCGAUCCGUACAAAGUGUACCCCAUCAUGGGUGUCUCAGGCAAAGAUGACGUCUACGCAGGUGCUUGGAUCUCCAUCUUCACGGGCUUUGCCUUCUUCUGCGUCUGCGUCUUCGGUAUUAUCAGCCUGGUGCAAGGCAACCGUCUUAUGGUGUUACUGUAUCUGGUCCUCAUCUUGGUUGUCUAUAUGUUUGAGUGUGCAUCUUGCAUCACAUCCUACACCCACCGUGACUUCGUGGUUUCAAAUUCCAAUUUGGUAAAAAAACAGAUGUUGACCUUCUAUUCCGCUGACACAUACCAAGGCCGGGAACUCACCCGGAUGUGGGACCGUUUCAUGAUGGAGCAACAAUGCUGCGGUACCACUCACCCCCUGGACUGGGUGAACUUUACCUCGGUCUUUCGCAGCAGGUACCCUGAGGUGGUGGCCCCCUGGCCGUUCUACUGUUGCAAGCGAGACCCCAACUUCAUCAUCAUCAACGAAGAAGGCUGCAGACUGGGGCAUGUUGACUACAUCAAUACCAAGGGCUGCUUUGAGCACAUCAAACAUGCAGUAGACAGCUACGCUUGGGGCGUUUCCUGGUUCGGCUUUGCUAUCCUGAUGCUCACGUGCCCUGUGGUCCUCCUGGCCAUAUACCAUUACACCACAAUGUGA